CGACAACACCUGACCGUUGGGAAAACUCAGAAACAAGUUCUACCGCGACGGUCAUUUCUCCUUGCAAGACCCUCCGUCCCCAAAGACAAAACCUUGGCCCUGCACGGCUGCGCCUCCCUUUUCCAUUUGGUCGAACCAAAACAAUGGGAAGACUUCGAACAAAGAGUGACUACGAAGACCUCCGAAAUGCAAGAAUCUUAGAAAACCAGGCUCGCUUGGCAUCACUGGGACUGCAAAAAGCAGUCUCCGUACUCCGGUCAAUUGCUUCGUCGGCAAAACCUGCGAAGUCGAAGACCCAAGUUAGAGAAUACAAUAAAAAAGACAACAAGAUCACGCCUUUGCGUCGCUCCGAUCGUUUGAAGCAGACAACUGCCACCGCCGACGUCACGCGCAAGCAAAUUUCGCGGCGCCGGUCUGAACGCUUAAGAGGAAAAGAAGUGGGUGGUGUUUCAGAGGAGAGUGAAGAGAGAUAUCCUAGAUAUGGAAGAGAAGGGAGAAGGCCUGCAAACAAGCCUGUGGUGAAAGUAAGUGGUUUGGAGCUUCAUCUGUCGCCUGAAGAUUCUGCCCGGCGUUGCAAAAGCAAGGGAAGGGGCAGCGUCUAUAACCCUGUGUUUGGAAUUUCUUGCCACUACUGCAGGCAAAAGACAUUGUGUGUUGAAGAGGAUUGCAAGAGAUGUGGUAGUUUUGACAUGGAUCAACCAUGCAUAGGGAAGACAGAUUGUUCAGUUUGUCAUUCUAGCUAUGGUGUUCUCUGUCGAGCUUGUCUCAAGGUUAGGUAUGGUGAAGAGAUGGAGGAGGUGAGAAAGAAUAAGGAAUGGAUGUGCCCUCACUGUGUAGAAGAAACUGGAUUGUUACCCUACUGGAUAUGUAACAGUUCACUUUGCCUAAGGAAGCGAAAGAUGUCUCCAACUGGCCUAGCAAUAUACAGAGCUCGGGAGAUGGGAUACAAAUCUGUGGCACAUCUACUAAUGGAUGAGCUUCUUCAACGAGCAAACAAGAGCAGAAGAUAAGGAUUUCCUUUUCUAAAAAAGAUAAUGAUGUACUGAAGUAGAGCAACAGAUCAGCAAUAGAAGCAUAGAACUGACUGUUUUUAUUGCUUCUAAAAUCAGUUGUAUUGUUCUUAUGACAAAACUGUACACAUCUGUGGCUUCGAAUGUGUAUUGGAACUCAAGCACUUGCAUGUUGCAAUCUAAAUCCAUUUUGUACAGUGUAAUUAUUUGGCCAUGAAAAGUAGAAGCUUAAAAAAAAUACAAAGGGCAAUGAGUGUGUUGAAGACCAGAAAGACCCAUCAUUUCUAGAAUGCAAUGAAAUGAAUCAGAGGUUUGAGCAGCCAAAAGCUUGACACAGGUGUCCUUGAUCAAGUAAUGCCUCAAUCUACUCAACCUUGGUUUGCAUGUUUGAAUCAAAGUUCAGGAAAGUGAUUAAAGAUAAUGUU
Alnus glutinosa is the source of this 1435-nucleotide messenger RNA. RefSeq lists its product as uncharacterized. The transcript has 8 exons. NCBI's taxonomy places the organism in Eukaryota, Viridiplantae, Streptophyta, Magnoliopsida, Fagales, Betulaceae. The record is from RefSeq and is a predicted model, not a curated record. Gene Ontology annotation, biological process: regulation of DNA-templated transcription. The coding region runs from base 144 to 1010 and encodes 288 amino acids. Gene Ontology annotation, cellular component: nucleus.